UAUGCUCCACCCAAUCCCACCCUAGCCCCUCUAAAUGACAGACAUAAAAUUGUACAAUUAUGUUAGGCUAAAGAUUUUUCUAAAUUUAAAAAGGAAGACACGGGUUUGUUUCGUCACAAUCAAUAGAAGCAUUGCACAGAUGGCCGUAUCUGUAUUAGUGGUUGUCCAGUUUCUGAGUUUGUUUUUAUCAAAUGGAAAAUGUUUACAACUGAAUGAAGAGGGUAAGACAGAAACAUUAUCUGUUGUAGUAGAUUCCAAAACACACAAACAGGCAGACAUUAUACAGAUAAUAGAACCACCGAAAUCUGUUCAAGAUUCACAAAAACUGAAAAUAUCGUACCACUGCAGCAACGACAAAGUGUUGGGAAUAGAAAUCAUCGCAAACACUGCCACUCAUAAGAUAAGACUAUUCCAUAAAGCAUGGAAAUGCAAAAAGACAAAAGAAAUCAACAGAGUAUUAACAGUUAAAACACAUUUUCCGUACAGAUAUGCGUAUCAGCCGGAUAUAUUUCAAGGAAAUUAUGAAUUUUUGUCGGACACUAAAAUCCGUGUGUGGAUUUUGGACGAAUGGCAAUGGAAGACAGCAAAACGCAACCUCGACGCAUUUAUGCGAGCUUUUGUGAAAGCUAGUUAUCUUGUGGAAUACUCGCCACCCUUUUCCAGACCAAAAAGGAAAUUUAAAGAUGUUUGUGUGCCAUGGAAUGCUCAGUUACUUUUGGAUAGGUUCCUAAAAUUAAUACCGACAUGUCCACUCGAAAAAGAUACUGUUGAGAUUAUAAAGUUCCCGGCUGUGAUGAAUGGCCUUCCUUACGGCAUUGUGAGAACAUUUCAACCUUACAGAGAUUCUGACCUAGAAAAACGGAGACUGGUAAUGUUACAGAGACCAAGCUUUACCCUGUCUGUGUGGCUGUAUGUGUUGGAAUACUGUCGGGACGGACUAUGUGGCAUCAUCACUAGAAUGGACAAGACGUCACGUUAUCUUACGCCAUUGAUUUUUCUGACAAAAGAUGGUAGUUUCCACAUCCAGAUCACCCAACCUCAUGGACAAGAUAUCGCAGCUAUCACCAAUUUCAAAGUACCUCUGCACCAAUGGUUCAGAUUCGUCUUUACUCUUGAAAACCAAAUGUGGAAAAUAACAUUUCAUCAUGGACCCAGUUUCAAUAAAACAUUUCAAACGUCAUUUCAUAUCCCCGGAGCAGUCUACAUGAACGACACAGAUGGACUGAUGGUGAUUGGGGGAACGGAAGGCAUGCCUGCCUUUAGAGGUUAUAUAGGUCAAGCCACAUAUUACAGACAUCAGAUCAAACAACCCAACCAAAUACCUUUCCCAGGUUCCCAACAUCCAAUGUUUGAGCUGCAGCUAUCGAGACGGGAGGACAAAUGUCUCUCUUUCCUACAGUGGACGAAAGAGAGACUAAGAAUUUACAAACUUAGAAGACAACGUGACGAAUACAGAAGGAGUUCUUUCCAAUACUUUGCAAACAUCCGUCAACGAACGUUGAACCAAAUUUCAAAGAACGAAUCCUGUUCCUACCUGGAUGGUCCUGCACCGAAGAGUUACAGAAUUCUGGAUAAAGUGCUCAGAAGAUUCCCUUUGUCCCCAGAUAAAAGUGACUUGAGUUUGAAACUAAUAGGUUCCAGGCUAUAUAAUGUUUUAAAAAAGAAAAUAGACUCUGAUGUUAAGCGUACUGGCAGACUUUUACCAGUGUUGAAACAAAGUGCAUGUCUGGGAGACAACGAUGCAAUGUUUCUAGUGGCAGUUAUCCUGAACAACGGUUUUCUUGUUAAAGCCGACGAAAUGCAGGCUUUGGCUUACCUUAUGAUGGCCGCGUUGGACAACCACAGGCUGUCAUUUCUGGCAAUUGGAAAUAAACACAAAAACGGACUGGACACAUUGCCAUUAGAUCUGGAACAAGCAUACAUGUAUUUCAAAUAUGUAGCUGAUACGACGAGAGAAGACCGUGAAAAACAUAAAGAAACCGAUGUCCUCACUGAAUCAAUACGUCUGACAGAUGACGCCAAUCUUCGAGAGCAGACGGACGAAAAUGGCGAUGUAUUUCAUUGGUGGAUCCAUCAGGCAAAGAAAGGCGUGUUUACGGCUCAGCAACACGUUGCCCGGAUGAUGUUUUGGGGUACACAGGGUAUAAAACGUAAUGUACAAGCAGCAGUCGAAUAUUAUAAGAUGGGCGUGGAAUCGAAGGAUCCCGCCGCCAUGUAUGAUUACGGUGUUCUAAUGAUGAGGGGACAAGGGGUGAAGAAAAACGUAUCUGAAGGUUUAUCACACAUUAGAAAAUCUGCAGAACAGAAAAAUCCAGAAGCAUUGAAUGCCCUGGGAUGGUAUGCGAUGAACUUUGGUAAGAAUUUCACUCAGGCAGCUGAGUAUUUUGAAGAAGCAUAUCGCCAUGGUAACCCAGAUGCUGCUUUUCAUCUUGGGAUUCUGCAUCUCCAUGGAAACUAUCCAAACAAAACAGCUGACCCUGAUUUAGCGUUGCAGUACUUUAGUUACGCGGCUGUUAGAAAUCAGUUUGAUGCGGGAAUAAGCUUGGCCUAUCUUCACCACAAGGGGACCCCUCGCUCCACUAGAAACAUAGAGAUGGCUGUAGAAUGGGUUAGAUUUAUUGCCGAGAAGAAUCCACAUAUAGGACUAGUUCUUCGAUCUGGACUGCAUUCAUACAGACACGGUGAUCAUUUUCUUGCCAUGUUGUAUUAUAUGAUGGCGGCUGAAGCUGGGAUAGAAGUGGGGACGUUCAAUUUGGCGUGGCUUUGUGAAGAAAAUAAAGAUGGGAUUUCCUCAUUCAUUGAGAAAGAUUGUCAAUGGAGAAACUACAAUCUCUCUACAAGAAGAGAAAAUCAUUUUGUGGAUUCCUAUGCUUUUCUAAAAAUGGGGGACUAUUAUUGGUACGGUUGUGAAGGACAAAGGGACGUCGACAAAGCAGCGGAAUUCUAUACUCUGGCUGCGUCCAAAGGAGACCCUCAUGGCAUAUUCAACCUGGCUUAUAUUUUCGAAGAAGGUGCUAAAAUAUUACCACACAUAUGGCAGAAGCUAGGGAUACCAAACUACCAACAAAGUUCUAAAUUUGAAAUCCUUCAUCAUCUUUACUCAAGAUGUCGAGAUUCUCCAAAAACAGAAGCAUAUGUACCUUGUACCGUGUCUUUGUAUAGAAUUAUUCUCAGAAAAAGUUGGCAGGAAAAUGAGAUGAUGAUAAAGAUAACCAGUUUUGUUGUAGUUCUGUUCUCAACCAUUGGUAGUAUUUAUUUUUUAGUGUUUUAUUUAAGGAACCAUGUAAAUUAUCAUGUAAACUAUGCAGAUGUUUUAUAGAAUAAAGAAAAAAA
Messenger RNA from Saccostrea cuccullata (small rock oyster), 3333 nucleotides. Its product is annotated as protein sel-1 homolog 3-like. NCBI's taxonomy places the organism in Eukaryota, Metazoa, Mollusca, Bivalvia, Ostreida, Ostreidae. The record is from RefSeq and is a predicted model, not a curated record. The coding region runs from base 35 to 3319 and encodes 1094 amino acids. Gene Ontology annotation, molecular function: protein binding. The transcript is spliced from 24 exons.